GUGGGGGGCGGUGGUGACGGGGUGAAAAUGGCGGAUCUUUCGAAAUACGGCGGCGGCCGCUGACGGAGCCCGGCGGCUCCCGGCCGCCCCCGCGCCGCCCGCCGAUGAGUACCUGCUCUGGUCAUCACUGCCACAACUGCUAAAAUGGAAGUGGUUUCAGCAGAAGUCAACAGCUUGCUCCCUGAGGAAAUAAUGGACACUGGUAUAACUCUGGUGGAAGACGACAGCAUUGAGGCAGUUAUUGUGUCGUCGCCAAUGGGAGAUUCUAUUCCCAUGGAAACAGAACUGGAAGAAAUAGUGAACAUAAGUUCCACCAGCGACUCCUCAGCUACGACUACAGCUGCAGUCACCACAGAAUCGGUUACUGCACCCAGCAAUCACUCAGGCGACACGACAGUGAACACCACAACCCCAAAAACUGAUGUGAAUGCAGUAGUAAAGCCUACCUUUCCAAGUGGCCUCCAUAAAAUUGGUGCUCAGACCCCCGUCACUAUAUCAGCCAAUCAAAUUAUUCUGAACAAGACCGCUGAUAUUAAAAUAGGCAAUCAGAGUAUUAAACCAGAUGGGCAAAAGCUAAUUGUAACAACUUUGGGCAAGUCUGGCCAACCUAUUGUUUUAGCAUUACCCCAUGGCCAGCUCCCGCAGGCACAAAAGGCCACAUCCCAAGCCCAAGGUGGAGACUCCAAGGUACAAGGCCAGCAGAUCAAAGUUGUUAUUGGAGGUCGGUCAGAAGUGAAACCUGUUGUUGGUGUCUCAGCUUUGACCCAAGGAAGUCAGCUGAUAAACACUGCAGCCCAGUCUUCUGUUUUGCAGACCCAGCAAUUAAAAACAGUACAGAUUGCAAAGAAGACCCGAACCCCAACUUCUGGCCCAGUGAUCACCAAGCUGAUUUUUGCAAAACCAAUCAAUAGCAAAGCUGUUACAGGGCAGACUACUCAAGUGUCACCAGUCAUUGCAGGUAGGGUUCUUUCACAGUCUGCUCCAGGAACACCACCAAAGACAAUAACGAUCUCUGAGAGUGGAGUCAUUGGAUCAUCUUUGAGUACAACAACACAACAGACACCGAAUAAAAUAGCUAUCUCACCACUCAAAUCCCCUAAUAAGCUAACAGUGGUGUCAGUGGCCUCCCAGCCUCCCAACUCCCCCCAGAAGACGGUGGGCGUCCCACUGAAUGUAGCGUUAGGACAGCAGAUCCUCACAGUGCAGCAGUCAGCACCCUCCUCCCCUGGGAAGGCUAUAGUCAACCACACAACCGCCCAGGCUGUGAAAUCAGCAGUGCAGACCAUUACUGUAGGAGGAGUGGGUACAUCUCAAUUUAAGACAAUUAUUCCCUUGGCAACUGCACCCAAUGUUCAGCAGAUUCAGGUACCUGGAAGCAAGUUCCAUUAUGUCAGACUCGUUACUGCCACAACAGCAAAUAGUUCAACGCAAUCGGCCAGUCAAAAUCCCAGUACGAAUACACAGCCUCUUCAACAGGCAAAGCCAGUGGUGGUGAACGCGACCCCAGUGCGGAUGUCUGUUCCCAUAGUGCCAGCACAGACUGUGAAACAGGUGGUGCCCAAACCGAUCAACCCAACUUCCCAGAUAGUUACUACUAGUCAGCCCCAACAACGACUUAUUAUGCCAGCCACUCCACUGCCACAGAUACAGCCCAACCUCACUAACCUCCCACCAGGCACUGUACUGGCACCAGCACCUGGCACAGGAAACGUCGGGUAUGCAGUCCUUCCAGCUCAGUAUGUCACACAGCUACAACAAUCAUCAUACGUAUCUAUAGCAAGCAACACUGGCUUUACAGGGACAUCUAGUAUCCAGUCCCAAGCACGGCUACCAUUCAAUGGAAUAAUUCCUUCUGAAUCUGCAAACCGCCCCAGGAAGCCUUGCAAUUGUACUAAGUCUCUAUGUUUGAAAUUGUAUUGUGAUUGUUUUGCAAACGGCGAAUUCUGCAAUAACUGCAACUGUACAAAUUGUUAUAACAACCUGGACCAUGAAAAUGAUAGGCAAAAAGCAAUAAAGGCCUGCCUUGACAGAAACCCUGAAGCCUUCAAGCCCAAAAUAGGGAAAGGAAAGGAAGGAGAAUCAGAUCGGAGACACAGCAAAGGGUGUAACUGUAAACGCUCGGGAUGUCUCAAAAACUACUGCGAAUGUUAUGAGGCAAAAAUCAUGUGUUCUUCCAUAUGCAAAUGCAUUGGCUGUAAAAAUUUUGAAGAAAGCCCAGAGCGAAAGACAUUGAUGCAUUUAGCAGAUGCUGCAGAAGUUAGGGUCCAGCAGCAGACCGCUGCAAAGACCAAGUUAUCUUCCCAGAUCUCAGAUCUGCUGACAAGGCCAACACCAGCACUCAGCAGUGGUGGCGGGAAGCUGCCCUUUACGUUUGUAACCAAGGAGGUAGCUGAUGCAACCUGCGAAUGCCUUCUUGCCCAGGCAGAGCAAGCGGAGAAGAUGGGCAAGUCAAAAGCUGCAGCAGAGCGCAUGAUCCUGGAGGAGUUUGGACGCUGUUUGAUGAGAGUUAUUAACUCUGCAGGGAAGUCCAAAAGUGACACUUGUGCCAUGAACUGCUGACUCAUGCACAUGAGCCACAACGAAGCGGACUGAACAGAACACUUAAGGCACAGGGACACUUUGGUUCGGCAUAGAGGAUUUAAUAAUAUUUGUUAAUUUGGUGCUUGUUGUAAAUUGACCUGUGUAAGAUUGAAACAAGAAAAUCUUUUAUAACAAGAUGUAGAGCCUUUUAAAUCUUAGCUAAAUCCUAUUCUACUUAAGACAAUGCCUAAAGGCCAAUUCUUCUUCCCUAUGUACAGCUUUUACCUUGGGUUUCUUUAAAAAUUAGAUGUAUUCUCCCCUUUCCCCCAGAAUAAUUGCCUGAAGGGCAUAUAUAAAUUAUUAUAAUAUAUAUUAUUUACAGUGUAUGGAGUUGCAUCACUUUGUGCAUACAGGAAAACACAGGUGAUGUCAACAGCCAGGUAAUGCUUUGGGUGACAGGCCUGGAAUAAGGAGGUAUCAGUGUAUCCAAAAUAGUUCUGAAAGGAAGCGUGUAAAAAUAAGCAUCUAAGUGGAAGGUAGUACCUGUAUUUAGGACCUGACACAGCAUGUUCCCUUAGUGCAUUGAGCACUGUGAAAUACCCAGGCAAUAAUACAGAGGGGUUCCUUGCAGAUCUAGCAUUGGGCAAGUGGUGGAGAAUCUCACUGGAGCGAGGCCCAAUGAGCUUAGAGGCAAAUGGAAUUAAUGGGAAUUUUUUGAUAGGAAUGUGGCUGAGAGCUCAGAUGUUUCUUAAGCUGGAACUUGAAGGCUAAGACAGUGGCCUGUUCUCAGAAGUGAGGAAGGGCAGCCAUGCCACAAUGCUGGACUGUCUGCCCAGUGUACAGUGUUACCUAAGUGUGCAGCAGAUGGAUGUUGUUGCUUAGGUGAAGCUUGGUUUUUCAGAGGUCUGCAGCAGCCUCAUCUGUCACUGGAGGUAGGACUGUGCAGUCCAUUGUGUUUUCUAGGAUUGAGCUGUAACCCUGGAAAAUUGUUUAAGUCUGAGAAGCUGAGAUCAUGGGGGACAGUGGAACCACAGUUGUCUUAAUGAGGACUCGAGACAAUCUGCUUCUGAAUCGACUUGCAAACUCAGGUAGGGAUCAUGUUCAGCCUGGCUGUGGGUCUUCAGGAUGCUGCUUCUCUGUAUGUUGGCAAUUUACUUGGCGUAAGGUUUUUUUAGUGUUGUUUAGAAUGACUGAGAGAGCUGUGAUCAGAGAGGAUGCUAGCACAGAAUCAGGAUUGCUACCAAAACAGAUGCACGGAUCCUUUUACACAAAGGGGCGCAGGGGGAAUCAGCUAUAGCUGUGUAUAGACUAGGGCAGGGGAUUUUUUUUUCAGUAUUUGUUAUAGGCAAUCUCAGAUCACAUUUCUGAUAGUGGAACACAUUUGCAAAAUUAACCUGGUAGGUUACUUACCUACCAUGAACAUCAAUAACCGUGUUUCAUCACAGGCAUUUUUAUUACCUAUCUCACUGCACCCUGAAGUAGCUAGAUUUUUCCAAAAGGGAUUUUGUAUUCCUCACGUAAAGCUGUAAAUACAUGCAGCAGAGCUCUUCCUCCAGGUUUUCUAGCAUGGCCAGGCUGGUGAAAGGUAGGGGCUAGGCAAACCAGCAGCAGAGCUAAGUGCCUACACGUGUGAUGGCAGUAUGAUGGGAGGAUGCUUCCACUCCUGUCUUCACCCCACGGUCCUGUGCACUGAGCAGAAGGCCCUUUCUCCUUGACCCUUCUCUGUUUUCUCCUUGAAAUACCUCGGGGGCACAAAGGGCCUGGGAGGUGGCCAGCAGCAGUGGUGGGCCUGUUGAGUGGCCAUUUCAGACAAGGUUUGACCUGCUAGUCACCAUCUGAAGGGCUGCUCCGUCUGCUAUUAAUAUCUCCCUGAGCAUAAAUAGCAAGUAUGUUUGUGCAAAUCUCUGAAAAGGGAAUCCACCUCUUGUGUAAGUAAAUGCCAUUUUUUUCAUAAUUAGGGCUUGGGUUUACUAAAAAAUCAGUGCAGUAACUUUACAUGUAGAUAGUGCGGAUAUUCAGUUUACUUCUAGUGACCUAAUACAGUAUGUCCAGUAAGAUUUGUAUAAAUGUAAAUUAGUGUAAGUGAAUAAAGUAAUACCUACUUAUGUUAUUUUUCAAACAGAUUGCAAUAUGCCUUCUUUUGUUUAGACUUCAAUCCAUGUUAAUUUUGUAUAUAUUCCAUGUCUUACUCUAAAUUGCACCUUUUGUGAUGUGUAUUUAUAUACAGUGUGCAAAAACACUUGUGAAAUUUAGAUUACAGUUGUAAUUAUGUAUGAUGGCAUUGCUUGAGAAUAUUUUGCUUGUAAAGACUUUGAAGGUGCAAUCAAAUGCUCUUAGUUCUUCUAUUUUGUUUUGAACAAGCUUUCUCAAGUAUUAAGCUUGGAUUCCUCUCUCCACUUUCCCUGGUGUAGAAUGUGUGAAUUGGUUUUUGUACUUCCUUAGCCAUUUGCAUCAAACUGCUGGACAAGAUUUACAGUCAAGUUCAUCCAGUUACAUGAAAAUAAUUGGGAAUGGGGCAAGGGUUCAUUUUCUAGUUCUGUUUACAUCUGAAAGUAGAAAAAUUAAAUUUAUAUUUACUAGACCUAUUCAAAGGAUACAGUUUUCUAUAUUGUACAAAUAAAACAGUCAGAUAAAUCACAAAGAAAAAUAAACAUUUAUACUAUUCUGUAAA
Aquila chrysaetos chrysaetos is the source of this 5191-nucleotide messenger RNA. RefSeq names its product lin-54 DREAM MuvB core complex component (gene LIN54). NCBI's taxonomy places the organism in Eukaryota, Metazoa, Chordata, Aves, Accipitriformes, Accipitridae. The coding region runs from base 145 to 2559 and encodes 804 amino acids. The record is from RefSeq and is a predicted model, not a curated record. The transcript is spliced from 14 exons. Gene Ontology annotation, cellular component: nucleus. Gene Ontology annotation, biological process: regulation of DNA-templated transcription.